Messenger RNA from Ilex paraguariensis (yerba mate), 853 nucleotides. The record is from the annotation of a GenBank genome assembly. NCBI's taxonomy places the organism in Eukaryota, Viridiplantae, Streptophyta, Magnoliopsida, Aquifoliales, Aquifoliaceae.
GUCACCAUCUUCCUCAAGUAAUACAAUCUCCCAAGGAGCAAUAGCCUCCCUUACAGUGGACGUAACCCUAGUCCUUCGGCUAAGACGAACCAUAAAAGCAUUGGGGUGGCAUAUACUGCUGAUUUCAUGCAGAUUUAUCGAAGCCGAGAAGUAGGGCAAUCAUAUUUUACCUCUGUUGGAACGACCUUAAUUGCAAUAGCACAUGCCUUGUGGCUAAUGAUUAGAAUUCGACCACAAGUGAUUCUGUGCAAUGGCCCCGGUACUUGUAUACCUCUAUGUGCAAUUGCAUUCGUUUUCAAGGUCUUGGGGAUUAGAUGGUCAUCUAUUUUCUAUGUUGAGAGUAUAGCAAGAGUCAGAAGGCUAUCUUUAAGUGGUUUGCUUCUUUACAAGUUAUGCAUGGCUGAUCAAUUAUUCGUGCAAUGGCCACAACUACAGAAGAAAUAUCCUCGAGCUCACUAUGUGGGUUGUCUCAUGUAGUUGAUACAGUUCUACAUUUCCAUGAGUACUCAUGUCAAAAAUCCCAGUUUUGCAAUCUUACCUGCAUCUGAUGCCUACUUUUCUGAAUGGCUGUUGCUUUCUUGACUGAAGAAGUGUAGUUGUCUCGUAGACCCCAUCUCUUCGGAAGGGGGAAAUUGAUGAAUGCUGCAAAGUUAUUGACAAAUACGAAUUGUUACAAAUUUGAGUUUACGUAAAUUUAAGGUUUCAUUAGCAUCUGCAGGUCAGUUUCAUGCAACAAAAAUUGUAUUGUAAUUGCACCAAGAGGUUUGUUCACAAUCUUUGUCCACUCAAUUACACUACGUGUUGCUUUGGACUAUGGAGUCCAUUUCUGUUUUCCCAACAUACGUAAUUUUCC